Molecule: messenger RNA, 1348 nt
Organism: Megachile rotundata (alfalfa leafcutting bee)
Lineage: Eukaryota; Metazoa; Arthropoda; Insecta; Hymenoptera; Megachilidae
Source: RefSeq, a predicted model, not a curated record
UAAAAAAAUAGAGGAACAAAUUUCAAAUUUGUCUGUGUUCACUGUCAAAUUCCACGACAGGAAUAUUAAUGUAAAAUACCACUUUAAAUUAACGAUGAUAGAAGGGAAAACAUUUAGUGCAAUUACUGAAACAUCAGGUUAGACCUGUUCAAUUUGCAAGGCAACACCGCGAAUUAUGAACAAUAUAAAUAUAUUGAAAACAUUGCCCAUAAACAUUGACUUUUACCAAUAUGGCAUAUCAAAUUUACAUGCGUGGAUAAGAUGUAUGGAGUGUAUUUUGCAUAUUUCGUAUCGCUUGGAGAUCAAAAAGUGGCGAAUACGAAAUACCGAUAAAGUACACUAUGAAGAAAGGAAGAAAAUAAUUCAAAAAAAAUUAAAAGAGGAGUUACAUAUAUUAGUUGACAUCCCGAAGCCAGGUUCCGGUACCACGAAUACCGGAAAUAUGGCCAGAAUAUUUUUCCAAAAUUAUAUUACAACGGCAAAUAUUACAGGUGUAAACGCAGACCUCAUCAAAAGAAUUGGGGUCAUCUUAGUGGCUUUAUCGAGCUAUAAGCAAAUUGACUCCGUUUUAUUUCAACAAUAUGCAAUGGCAACGUUUAAUUUGUAUCUAUCAGAAUACAAUUGGUUUUAUAUGCCAUCGAGCUUGCAUAAAAUACUACUGCAUGGUGCAGACAUAAUGCAAAGUGCAGGAUUGCCCAUUGGGAUGUUUUCGGAAGAAGCUAUAGAGGCACGAAAUAAAGAUUUCCGAAAUAUCAGGAGGGACCACACCCGAAAAUUUUCACGACUGGAAACAUUAACGGACCUUUUCCAAACCUUACUAUAUACAUCCGAUAUUUUAAUAUCUUCCAUUUCGCCAGACAAUAGAAAAAUUUGUAAAACGCGUUCCCGUUUUAAUAUUUUCGAAGAUGAGAUACAAAAGUUAAUGCUACCAGAAGACCUGCAAGACGAUGACGACGAUGAUACAUAACUAAUAACAAAUAAAUUUUAGAUUAACAAAUUAUUGUACAAACUUAGUAAAAAAUGUAUCUAUUUGUAUUUGUUCGGCCGCGAACCGAAACCUUUGCCGCGGUUAAACGAUUUAUUGCAGGGCCCAAGCGGUUCGGCGCGUAAGCCAUCAUCAAUAGUUUUUACUUCGGAAUACGGGUCACCGGGGACCUUAUUGUCUAUCACAUCCGGCCCGAACGAAUCUUACCGUAGACAUGUACGUAUCAUAAACCAGCUACAGCUGUACCUCUCGUUUAAACAGUUUUUGACAAACAAAGGCAUAGAAUUUUUCCUGACCGUUACUUUCGGAAACGCGAGGAUGUUCAGGCGAUUUCUUUUAUAAAAAAUAGUCAGUCGAACGUUG